Messenger RNA from Ciona intestinalis (vase tunicate), 942 nucleotides. The record is from RefSeq and is a predicted model, not a curated record. NCBI's taxonomy places the organism in Eukaryota, Metazoa, Chordata, Ascidiacea, Phlebobranchia, Cionidae.
GUAAGUUUGUAAUUUAUGUUUAAUUAAUUUUCUAUACACAAAAUUCUUCAAUAUUCGAUUCAAUUCGAACAUUCUCCGGCUUCGGGUAAAGGAAGUUUUCUCAUAUGACGUAAUUGCCUAAUUCCUGUAUAAGUUUGAUGUUUACUUAAAUGGAAUAACGCCUUGGCAAACCUAAAAUAAGAAACCUUUAACCCUGAAGUACCAGCGCACAUUUGUUCCAUCAUGGCAUUAAAAAGAAUAAACAGGGAAUUACAAGAUUUAAACCGAGAACCCUCAUCACAAUACACUGCUGGACCUGUUGGGGAUGAUUUGUUUCACUGGCAAGCAUCCAUCAUGGGACCAGACACAUCUCCAUUUCAAGGUGGUGUGUUUUUUCUUAAUGUACAUUUCCCUACAGACUACCCGUUUAAGCCACCAAAAAUAUCAUUUACAACUAAAAUCUACCACCCCAACAUAAACGGCAAUGGAAGCAUCUGUCUUGAUAUCCUGCGCUCGCAAUGGUCGCCAGCAUUAACUCUUUCCAAAGUUCUCUUGUCCAUCAGUUCAUUGCUCUGCGACCCAAAUCCAGAUGACCCUCUUGUACCAGACAUUGCACGGAUGUAUAAAACUGACAUUAAAAAGUACAAACAAAUUGCCACCGAGUGGACCCAGAAGCAUGCUAAAUAAAGUCUCUUGUAGAACCUUUUUUUUAUGUAAAUAAAUUCCUCUAUCACAUAUUUUAAAUGACUUGAUUUAAUUGUAAAACAUCUGCUAAAAGCAAGAUUACUGUAAAGUUACAUUUAUUAUAUAAUGCUUUUAUUUUUCCAACUGUACCACGUUAAUAAUUCACGUUAGAGUUGUUUAGCACUAAUCAUUGUUAAAUUUUGUAUCGUUUAUGUGUUUGCCCAAUCAAUUCUGUAAGAUUUUUCUUCUGGUAUACAAACAAAAUUCUCUAGUUUGGAA